GGAGCAACAAGGUCGGAACUGACAGUUUGAGAUGAUUGAGAAGAAUCGAUUUGAGGUUAGCAGUUAGCUCCUAGCUUCAUUAUUGUGAUGUUUGUCAUUUUUAAAGUGCUAGGAGUUGGCAAAUUUUGUAACACCGCAAACAUAAACAAUAUUUCCCACAAAUGUGCGGUGUCGCAACUGAUGAGACGAAUACUUAAUGCCUCAUAAUCAUUAUUCUAUACAUAUUGCCCUAGCAACGCAUAAUUUUAAAAAACUUGUGACGUUUGACAGGUGCCACCUCACCUAAAUAAUCUUACGUGGUUUUCCCAUAAUUUUCGAUAUUUUUAAAUAAUACAAUGGCUUUAGAAGGGCCAACGGCCAAUGUAGAGGUUUCCCCCGCAUUUAUAGAAAGUCUGCAAACUGAUUUCAAGAGCUUAGCCAGUGAAUCAAAGAAAAAAUAUCCACAAGUCAAAGAGGCAUGUGAAGAGGCAAUAUCUAAGCUAAAAAGUAUUCAGUCAACCCCACAGUCUUCAAUUACCUAUGUUGUGAACCAAAUGAUCUACCCAUUAUCACAAGGAUGUGAAACGAAAGAUGUCAAGCUCAUAAGGAUAUGUCUUCAGAUAAUGCAAAAACUGAUAACAAAUCAGCUCAUUGAUCAGAAAGGUGCUUUAUAUAUAACUGAUACGCUAUGGGCUUUGAUGGAACUAGGCAUAGAAGAGGUGAAGAUCUUACAGACUGUUACUUUGCUACUUACCAUCAACACAAUUGUGCAUGGGGAGACACUUGCUAGGACAUUAGUAUUGUGUUUUCGGCUCCACUUUGCUAAAAAUUCAACCACAAUAAACACUGCUGGUGCCACAGUGAGGCAGUUGGUUUACCUUGUGUUUGAAAGAAUUAUUGCCGAAGAUGAGCAGUUAAGCAAAUUGGAAAACCCACCCCAGAGAGCACCUGUUAAUUUUGAAGAAUUAAAAAUUCCCAGUAGUCAACCUCCAAAAGGUAAUUGUUUAGCUCCAUGUGCAGGAGAUGCCUUUUUGCUUUUUCAAGAUUUAGUACAGUUAGUGAAUGCAGAUCAGCCAUAUUGGCUUAUUGGAAUGACUGAAAUGACUCGGACAUUUGGACUUGAACUGCUCGAGUCUGUUUUGACACAGUUUUCUUCAAUAUUUUACAAGUAUGCAGAGUUCAGUUUUCUACUAAAAGAACGAGUUUGUGCUUUAGUCAUCAAACUUUUCUCACCAAAUAUCAAGUAUCGCAGCAAUGUACCAAGCAGCAUACAGCAAGCCACACCAUUUGAAAAGCCUUACUUUCCUAUUAGUAUGAGAUUGCUCAGAGUUGUGUCUAUACUUAUCCAAAAAUAUCACAGUCUACUGGUUACAGAGUGUGAAAUAUUCCUAUCACUCAUAGUGAAAUUCUUAGAUCCAGACAAACCAACAUGGCAAAGAGCAUUAGCUCUGGAAGUUUUGCACAAAAUGUCUAUUCAGCCAGAGCUUCUUGUGUCUUUCUGUGAAUGUUAUGAUCUGAAUAAACACACCACCAGUAUUUUCCAAGAUAUAGUGAAUUCUUUAGGUGCUUAUGUACAGUCACUCUUUGUUAGCCAGCAGCUUCAAAUGGGAUCUGGACUGUCUCAAGGACAACCUCAGCUUCUGAUGGGAGGUUUACCAAAUGGUCCUGGUGUCACUCCACAACCUGGGUUUCUUCUGAGAGGUGUAUGGUUACCUCUAGUAGCAACUUUUCCUACCGGACAAGCAAAAGCCACAUAUUUGGAGAUGCUGGACAAAGUAGAACCUCCUCUAGUACCUGACGGAUACGGCAUUUCCGUCGCUUAUGCCUGUUUGAUGGAAGUGAUCCGUUCUCUACAAAUCACAAUCAGCCCUCAGCCUCAGCCAGACAGUGAGCCCUUACCACCACGUCAAGAAAACAGCCGAGAACUCAACAACCAGCUGAUCAACUCCAGUUGGUGUGGACUUCUAGCUGCGUUGAGCCCACUUGUAGAUGCCAGUACUGACGAGUCGAUUACAGAAAAUGUACUGAAAGCCAUACAGACCUACACAGCCCUUUGUGGGCAGUUGGACCUUUAUACACCCAGAGAUGCCUUUAUUACUGCUAUCUGCAAGAGCUCGCUGCCUCCUCAUUAUGCUCUUAUGGUGUUGAACACAGUUACUUCGGGAGUUAGUUUGAGACAUGGUAAGAAAAGUCAUCGGGAGGUUCAAGAAAUGCCAAUGGUUGUUCAAUAUGGAGAAGGCGACUACAGGCAGCAGGUAGUUGCAGUUGGUACCCCCUUACCAACAUCUUCAGUUCCAGCAGGUACCCAACAAGGUCCAGUUAUGCUAACUUCAAAGAACCUGCAGUCAAUGAGAGCUCUGUUAAACCUAGCACACUGUCAUGGAAGUAUCUUGGGAACCUCUUGGCAUCUGGUGUUGACCACUUUGCAACACCUUGUUUGGAUCUUAGGACUAAAACCAUCAACAGGUGGUAGCUUGAAAGCAGGGAGAGUUAGCACCGAUACAAACGCGGUCAUAGCAAAUUCGGUGAUGGCUGAUCUACCAGUAUUGUCCACUAUGCUCAGUAGACUGUUUGAAUCUAGUCAGUAUUUAGACGAUGUAGCUUUACAUCAUCUGAUAAACGCCUUGUGUAAGUUAUCUCAAGAAGCUAUGGAGCUAGCUUAUUCUAACAGAGAACCAUCUUUGUUUGCGGUUGCCAAACUCCUUGAGACUGGCUUAGUCAAUAUGUCAAGGGUGGAGGUUCUGUGGCGACCUUUAACCAACCAUCUCCUAGAGGUUUGCCACCAUCCCCACAUUAGAAUGAGAGGUUGGGGCGUUGAAGCUGUUACCUACCUUGUCAAGUCAUCUUUGAUGUUCAAGCACGCAGUUCCUCUGAAAGAAAACCAGAAACUUCAAACAUUGUUGUUGGGACCUUUGUACGAACUUUCAUCAGUGCCUCAUGGGGAUGUGAGGCAAAAGCAACUGGAGUGCGUUUUGCAAAUAUUGCACACAAAUGGAGAGACAUUGUCCCAUGGUUGGCCAUUGGUGUUGGGAAUUAUUGGGGCUGUCAAUGACCAGCAUGGGGAAAACCUUAUACGAAUAGCCUUCCAAUGUCUCCAACUUGUUAUAACUGACUUUUUACCUGUGAUGCCUUGGAGAUGCCUUCCACUUUGUGUUGAUACUGUUGCCAAGUUUGGAUCGCAAACCCAAGAAUUGAAUAUAUCUUUAACAGCUGUCGGCCUUAUGUGGAACAUUUCGGACUACUUUCAUCAAAACCAAGGGAAACUGAGCCAGACAUUAACAGACGACAACACAGUGCUUCCCGAUUUUCCUGGAACUCCGAAUAUGCCCAGCUUCGAUAAGCUCUGGAUGUGCCUAUAUGCGAGACUGGGUGAGCUCUGCGUAGAUAUCAGACCUGCUGUCAGGAAAUCUGCAGGGCAAACCUUGUUCUCCACCAUCUCAGCCCAUGGCGGACUCCUGAAACAGCCAACUUGGCAGGCGAUACUUUGGCAGGUCCUUUUCCCUUUGUUGGACAAGGUUAGGAGCUUAUCGAAUUCUGCGAGUAGUGAAAAGGUUGAUGCUGGAGGAAACAUCUUGAUCCACCAUACAAGGAAUACAGCUCAAAAACAGUGGGCUGAAACCCAGGUACUGACCUUGUCUGGAGUAGCCAGGGUUUUCAACACAAAACGCCAACUGCUACAAGCGUUAGGCGAUUUUCCAAGAGCCUGGUCGAUUCUCCUAGAAUUUAUUGAAAAUGCUGCCUUGAGCAAAAAUAAUGAAGUAUCCAUAGCAUCGUUAAAGUCCUUCCAAGAAAUAUUAUUCAUCAGCAAAAACCAAAAUAAUGACAACAAGUUUGCUGAAGACAAAGAAAUAUGGGCAGUUGCAUGGAAGGUGUGGGUGAAAAUUGGAACUGAAAUCACAAUUCCUGUAGCAGAAUAUGAAGGGCAAGAAGAAUUCUACUUGCCAAGUCAAGCAUUCCUCACAGCUUUGGUACAAAUAUUUCCAAGUGUAUUCCAUCAUAUCAAGGGCAACUUCACCCUGGAUGAUUUGAAACAGCUAGGUAUGGUGCUUUCAAACACAGUCAGUGUUCCCUUCUAUGGUGAAUCAAUGCCUUACAUAAUCUCGGCAUCAUCAGAUCUGAGCCUAACUCCAUUGAAUGACGGGGUGUUGCAUGUUAUGGAGCUUCUACAAAAAGAGGCUAUGCUCAGAAAUAACUCAAAAAUGAUCCCCGAGAUAUUCAAGCUGCUCCUAACUUUCGCAAAGUUCACUUGUUCUCCACCGGUAUUGUACAAAGACAACAAAGGAGGGAAGCUCACAGAUGUGGUUACCAUGAACUAUGUGCCCUUUGGAGAAAAGUCGAUCACAAUGGUUGUGAAAUUGUAUGAAAAAACGGCAGAACAUACAGAAGUAAUCAAUGCGAAUAUCCUCACGGAUAUAAUAGCUACAUUGCACACCCCUUUGGCGUUGAAGUAUAACUGUGUUUCUGAUACUAUUUGGAAACUAGCAGCUAGCAGUCUUAUCACAGUCUUGAAGGUUGGACUGAAGGUGGCAAGGGUGCAUAGUAACCAGUUCUCGUCGAUGUGGAGUGAACUCUAUAAUACAUUGAAUGAUUUUCUAUUUCCCACCACGUGUGCCCCAGGAGACAAAGGCUUGGAUGAAAUGGUGUCAGACGAAGCAACAGAUUGCCAAAUAAUUGAACUGCUCCGUACCGAAGUGCUACCAUACUCUAAAACUAUUCCUAAAGACUUCAUCAUGCAGGUUGUGAUCCUCCUUAACAAAGGGUCUAUCCAUUCAGCAACGAAUGUCAAGACCGACGGAGAUAUUGAACUAUCUCUAAGAGAAGAGUUUGCGAAGACAUGUUUCGAGACCUUGUUGCAGUUCUCUUUGAUAGACGGAGGGAACAGUGGAGUCAUGAUGAAUGGUGAUGAUAAGAACAUUGGAAUUGCUGGACAUCUCGCUGUCACCUCCUUGUUACAUCGAUUCCAGGAGGUUCUGAAGAAGUACAUUGACGACGAGAAACUCAGCGGGAAAUGCCCGUUACCAAGGUAUCGGCUCUCCGAGAUUUCCUUCGUUUUGAAAGCACUGACCACUUUAAUCAUAUCGAUGAAAAAAGCAACGACUGUUAAAGAAGACAAUAAGGCAUGGGAACAGCUGAUCAGUUUAUAUCCCUAUUUGGUUGAGUGUACCACAACUACUUCUACCCAAGUCUCACGACCUCUAAGGGAAGCACUGUUACAAUUCUGUGAUCUUUUGCAACCACCCCUCAAUAAAAAUAACAAUGUGAUGAAGAUAUCAAACUGACUGAUAUAGGAGACCUUGGAAACAUAAUUUUCAUUUUUGUACCUGUUAUUGUAUCUGCAUUUGAUUUGUAGUUGAAAUUUGGUAGUCUUGGAAAAAGCAUUGUUUGAAUUACUUUGUUCUCCAUUUUUUAUGAGAAAGCUCUUGAAUCUAGCUAAAUAUUGUGUUGAUACCAUGUAAAUAUGUUUAGCUGUAUCUAAUUUUGCAGGGUAUUUUAUACAGUGGGUCAAGAAAAUAUCGGCACACCCCAUUUUUUUUCUUAAAUCUCAAUAACGAAAAGACGAUUAUUUUUACUACAUUUAUUUGAAAGCAUCCAAAUAGUAGUUUAAUGGCAAUAGAUUUAACAGAUUAAAAAUAAUCUGAGAACAAUAAUAGGAAUUAUGAAAUCCAAUGGUCAAAAGACAAGUAAACUUUAACAUUUUUUUACAGCUAGUAUUUUGUUAUUUCUAUCAGUUAUGGCGUGAAGCUGGCUCAUGGAAUUUCUGAGUUAUUUUUUGGUCUAAUUUGGUUUCAGAAAUUUUAUUCUUUGGGAUUUCAGGUACCGCUAAUGUUCAAUGGGAUUGAUAUUCAGGGAUUGUGCAGAAACAUUGUAGAGUAACCAUUAGUUUGUUUUAGUGGCGGUCUGCUUAGGAUAAUUAUCCACUGACAGAUCAUUGUUUCCCUGAUCCCCAUGGGGAUGGGACCAAAUUGGACCAGAAAUAUCCAUACCAUGAUGACUUCAGGUCAUAAUUGAUACAGAUGGCAUAACAGCAAAGUACGAAUUGUAAACAAAUUUUGUUUCUUUACACUUGAAUUUAAUAAUUUCUAUUAUUUUUAGUUUGCCAUCAAAAAUGCCUAUUUGAAUGUUAGUUUUCCAAUAAAUUUAGUAUCAAAAAAUGUAUCUAUUCGUUAUUGAGAAUCACUGAAAAAAUAGGUUUUUGACCUGCAGUAUAUUAAAAGUCAUUGGGAGCAACACUACAUUUCACAUUUAUAAAUUCUGCUAUGGAGAUACCUAAUAGUGCUUUUUUCUAGAUUCAUGUGUUUAAAUAAAUUAUUGGAAGAAGUACUUGUUUUGUUAUCUCUAUAAUAUUGAUUACUUAUAUUUGACAGGUCUGAAAGAGCAUCAUGAUGCUAUAAAAUGGACAGAAUUUAGUAGGUAUUUUCAAAUGUAUUCAGAAGUUGAAAAAAGAAUAUUAAGGUGUUUACUUACUGUGUAGGAUUGUAAUAUAUCUUGUUUUUAUAUACUCCAGCUACCACAAGGGCCUAAACCUAAACACCCAUGAGGUACCGUGGGGCUAUAGGGGGAAAAGGGGGGGACGUCACACGAGGGAACAGGUGUGCAUGCUGCAUGCACACGUUCUGGUCCCGCCUAAGAGAUCCACCGGGUGGUACCUUCGCGUACGACAGUCAGAGACCGUCUAGCACCUAUGGACAAUCACAACAUCCAUAUCAGAAGACAAAACGUUCACCACUGCGGCUACCGCUACUGCCUGAUUUUUUUAAGGGUGAAUACUUGUCAGAUCCGUGACCAUAGUAUUUGUUUGAGCUUCCCGUUGAUAAUUUAUCUGUAAAUAUUCCGAAAAAAAAUAGAAUGCUCAGACUGAUUGCUAUGGAAGUUACUAUUUUCUGUCUAUUUUCUAGUUGAAAUACUGUGGCUGUUGUGGCUCAAAUGGAUCAUCUACAAGCAAUCAGAUAAAAUUGAAAUGGUUUUUUAAGUUUCGAAGAAGGUUUUGGUUUGACUGUUUCAGUACUGAAGUUCGUAGUAACGACGAUAUUUUAGUUGAUAUACAUAUUUUAUGUUUUUAUAAAUAUUCGUAGAAUUUUGUAAUUUAUUUUCAGCUCACUGAUAUAAAUUGUACAAGGAGCAUUACUAUGUUUUUUCCACAUUUUGUACCAUUUCAUAAAAAGUAUUUAACUACGCAAACGAUAGUCUUGUCAUUAUCAGUAUACUAUCAUUUAGUGGUUCCAACGAAUUCAGACUAGGUAAAACGAGACAGUCAAGGACUUGUUUGCCUCCUUAUUCUCAUAGUCUGUAGAGAAGACCAAAGUGCACUUGACUUAAGAUAAUUUUUUUACAGUUGUAUCAUUAAAUCCACAGUUUUAUUAUUUUUUUUAAAGUGCGAGUGUUAGCAGAUAAUUGUGCUGUUAGACGAUUUCAAAACUUACUACUUCUUUCAUAAUUUGCAAAGAGCAGCACAAGCCUAAUGAAGGUAGAUGUUUCCAGUCGUCAGUAUUAUUAUUAUGUUGAUACAACGCUGUCACUUUGUUAGGCAUUGGUAGACAAAUGAGUCAAAAGUAUGCACCAAAACUACGCAAUUUUGGCGACAAUGCAAUGUGAACAUACAGGGUGAUUAACAAGUCGUGACCAAAAAUAUCAUACACAUGACCGGUCUUCCAUGUAACAUUUUUUCCUCGAGGGCUUGUUGAAGUUUAAAAAUAAAAAACAAUUUUUUUUAAUAUCUUCAAAACCGUCAUCUGGAAUGAACUAAAGUUUGGUAUGUUGAUUUACCCAAGUAUUUUCUAUAUACAAAAUUCUUUACUUAAAAUUAAGGUGCACCAGUGGCAAAGAUACAGAGGAUUAGCGGCAUUAUUUUUCCAAAUAAAAAUAGUACGCCAAUGUUUUUUUUUUUCGAAAUGCGCAAUUUUUCAAAUUUGACCUUCAAUUUGUUACAAAUAAUUCCUCUUGUGUUUUCCCUAGAGUGGCAUUGUUUUCGUAAAAAUAAAAAAAAAACAAAUUAGAUAAUCAAAGCUUUAUUCCAAUAAAAGUGCGGCAUCUUUUUAAUAAAGAAAAACGUAUUUCCGCCUAAUUUGUUGUGGCUUGAAUAUGAUGAAACGCAUUAUAUAUUCUGUCUUGUAACUGUGUUGUAUUAAUUUAUUCAGCAUAUACUAGUUGUUUAAAAGCCCCCCACAAAAAGAAAUCCAAACCAAGAGACCUCGCAGGCCAAUGGCAACUGGGCUGCAAUCCGCCUAGUACUUGUACUAGGAUCAUCCAACGCCAAAUUAAACACUUACAGUUCCUCUUGAACAGUAUGCCGGACACCAUGGCCUCUAACUCCUGGAAGUUUGGCAAUUCUAUAUUGCCGAAGUCUUGAAAUGGACGCGUAAAAAUCUUUGGGGUAGGAUGGCGUCUAAUAGGAAAUCUAUGUUGAUUCUCCCGCUAAAGCAUUUCCAUUACAGAACCCGUACACAAAAAUAAUAUCGGCGUACUCAUCAUUGCUAAAUUCUACUUCACAACACUCCAAAACGGAAAAAAGAAACUUUUAAAAAAUGGUAGUAGUAACGAUCACAACCGUAUAACACAACUUUGACAAACUGUCUCCCAAGAAACGUCAAGUUGGUAUCAAGGCCUCCUAUUUUAUUUUGAAACUAAUUGCAUCUCGGCUCUUGAUGAAUGAUCUAAUUUGUUUUAUUUUUGCUCCUAAUCUAUUCGAAUUCGUUGAAUGGCACCACUGAAUAAUAUUGAUUCCGUUAACAGCUUUGGGUGAAACACUUUUUUUCCUUAGAUUAAUUUUAAAUGUGAUACAUCUUAUUUGUAUAUUAGUUAAUUAGUUGUAUAGGUUUUAAAAAUAAAUGUAUCUAUAUACCAA
This is a messenger RNA of Acanthoscelides obtectus, 8821 nucleotides long. Lineage: Eukaryota; Metazoa; Arthropoda; Insecta; Coleoptera; Chrysomelidae. The record is from the annotation of a GenBank genome assembly.